AUAUAUAAGUACAAGUCUUGCAUCCGCAUCCUUUGUUGUAAUCUUCGCCAAGCUAAGGUGUCACUGUGUAAUAUAUAUGAGACACUUUAUGUUCUUCUAAAAUGUACAUCCGGAUCCGUAUUUAGUGCAUCAAUAACAAGUCUUACGUGUUCAUAUUGUUAACAUCGUCAACGUUUUGCACAGACUCAUGGAUAGAAAUUUAAAGUAGAAGGUAGGCGCCUAGGACUAGAUCUAUUGAAAGAUUUCGUUAUCAGAUGUGCUAAAUCCACCUGAAUGGCUCUCCAGAAAACUAUAUUGCUGAGCUCUGUUCUACUCUCGGUGUGUUGGGGUGCCCUACAGGACCACAGGAACGUUCCUCAGUACCAUGAGCUGAUGAGACAGGGUCAUGUCAAGCUAACUCAGGGGGAGUCUGAACCCGAUUUUAUCCACAGAUUCAAUGGCACCAUUAUGCUUCAGAAAAUGCUAUCACUGGACUCAAUGUAUGACCAGGCUGUGCUCCUUAACAAGGAAUUUAUGACUCAUUUCGGGUCUCGGAUCAAAAUGUCGGGGGGUUGUGUUGUUGGACUUCAGCUGUUACUUGAUGGUUUGAAGGAAAGAAGUCUUUGGUCUCUAAAAAUGCUUGAUGCCAUAGGAAAAGUUCCCAGUGGUAUAUUUGACGGUGAUUUCAUGUGGCACGGUCAGUAUGAUGAGUGUAACACAAUCAGUCAGGCAUUCACAGAUAGAAUCACUUUGAAUGAGAAUUCCCUGGUUCGAGGGAAAUAUUUUGUUGCAGGAUUGUUGAAUCCUUUGGGGUAUAACACCACUGAUCUUAAGAUUGGGGUCUGCCUGCCUGAUGCAUGUACUGCUACAGAUGUUAAAGAAGUGUUGGAAUUGGCAUUUUUAGAGAUGUAUAAAAUAUACAAACAAAACAAUCAAGCUUUCUCUGAAAUAUGUGUAUCAUCAAGAAGUAAAAUACAAGAGCUCUCCAGAGUUUAUUGUUGCCAGUGUGAUCUGUUCCAUCAUUGGUUUUCUGUUAUUGCUGGGCACUCUUUACGACAUGUUAAUAAAUCAAGGUGUCGACUUCUCGGAAAUCGGAGAAGUGAGGAUUGAUAAACAGGACAGCGACGCACAGUCCCUUAAUUCGGACACUACACAUCUGAUGUCGGAUGGAACUCGAGUAUCUGUCCUGUCAUUCAGAAACAAGGUCUUACACAA
Molecule: messenger RNA, 1194 nt
Organism: Saccostrea cuccullata (small rock oyster)
Lineage: Eukaryota; Metazoa; Mollusca; Bivalvia; Ostreida; Ostreidae
Exons: 8
Coding region: 274-1089 (271 amino acids)
Source: RefSeq, a predicted model, not a curated record